Morus notabilis is the source of this 2121-nucleotide messenger RNA. RefSeq names its product fumarate hydratase 1, mitochondrial. NCBI's taxonomy places the organism in Eukaryota, Viridiplantae, Streptophyta, Magnoliopsida, Rosales, Moraceae. Gene Ontology annotation, cellular component: tricarboxylic acid cycle heteromeric enzyme complex; mitochondrion. Gene Ontology annotation, biological process: fumarate metabolic process; tricarboxylic acid cycle; malate metabolic process. The coding region runs from base 177 to 1661 and encodes 494 amino acids. The transcript is spliced from 17 exons. The record is from RefSeq and is a predicted model, not a curated record. Gene Ontology annotation, molecular function: fumarate hydratase activity.
UUGUCAUCGUUCACUGUCUCAUGACUCAUCCCUCUAUUAUAUAAUAAUCAUAGUCAUUAUACUGUUUGCUGAGUCACUCCAUUAUUUCUCGGAAUUUCUCAGCCUCCAAGCUUUUCUCCUUCUUCCCAGUUCUCAGUUCUCAGUUCUCACUCACUUCAAGCUUUUCGUCUUCAUCAAUGGCGAUGUACACCAUCUCACGGCGGAUACAGAACGGAUCGUCGACCGUUGUCGUUUCGCGUUUCGCCACCUCUUUGAAUUUGAGAUACGCGACUUCGUUUCGAGAGGAAAGAGACACCUUUGGACCUAUCCUUGUUCCGUCCGACAAGUAUUGGGGUGCUCAAACUCAGAGAUCGUUGCAGAAUUUCGAAAUCGGAGGAGAGCGUGAGCGUAUGCCGGAGCCCAUCAUUCAGGCCUUCGGAACUCUAAAAAAAUGUGCUGCCAAGGUGAACUUGGAGUAUGGUCUUGACCCAACUAUAGGGAAAGCAAUUAUCCAGGCUGCCCAAGAAGUAGCCGAUGGCAAGCUGAAUGAUCAUUUUCCGCUUGUUGUAUGGCAGACUGGCAGUGGCACUCAAAGUAACAUGAAUGCCAAUGAGGUUAUUGCAAACAGAGCGGCUGAAAUUCUCGGCCGUAAGUGUGGGGACAAGUUUGUGCACCCAAAUGACCAUGUUAACCGGUCUCAGUCUUCUAAUGAUACAUUCCCCACUGUCAUGCACAUUGCCGCUGCAUUGGAGAUCAAUUCAAGAUUAAUACCAAAUUUGAAAACCUUGUAUAAUACUUUAGAUUCGAAGUCUAUUGAGUUCGGGGAUAUCGUUAAAAUUGGACGUACUCAUACUCAAGAUGCUACUCCGUUAACUCUCGGGCAAGAGUUCAGUGGCUAUACUACACAAGUGAAGUAUGGAAUUGACAGAAUUGUGUGCACUCUCCCUCGCCUGUAUCAGCUUGCACAGGGUGGUACUGCUGUAGGGACAGGAUUGAACACGAAGAAAGGGUUUGAUGUGAAAAUAGCUAAUGCAGUAGCUGAGGAAACAGGCUUGCCCUUCGUGACUGCAGAAAACAAGUUUGAAGCAUUGGCUGCUCAUGAUGCUUUUGUUGAAGCUAGUGGAGCCCUCAACACAGUUGCUACUUCCUUAAUGAAGAUUGCUAAUGACAUACGCUUAUUGGGAAGUGGUCCAAGAUGUGGCCUAGGUGAGCUCAUUCUUCCUGAAAACGAGCCUGGAAGCAGUAUAAUGCCUGGGAAGGUCAACCCUACUCAGUGUGAGGCUCUCACGAUGGUGUGUGCUCAGGUUAUGGGCAACCAUGUGGCCAUUACAGUUGGUGGAUCAAAUGGUCACUUUGAGCUUAAUGUAUUCAAGCCAUUAAUUGCUAACGGUCUCUUGCAUUCAGUGAGAUUGCUUGGGGAUGCCUCUGCUUCAUUUGAAAAGAAUUGUGUCCGAGGAAUUCAAGCUAAUAGGGAGAGAAUUGCGAAAUUACUUCAUGAGUCUUUGAUGCUCGUGACAUCCUUGAACCCUAAAAUCGGGUACGAUAACGCUGCAGCUGUUGCUAAAACAGCCCACAAAGAGGGUUGUACAUUGAAGGAAGCUGCAUUGAAACUUGGAGUGCUUUCCAGUGAAGAAUUUGAUACUCUUGUUGUGCCCGAGAAGAUGAUUGGUCCCUCAGACUGACCGGCUUAUGGAGAUCCGAAGCUGUUAUUUAUCAAUUUCCCUGAUUUCAGCAACAAUCGCUGUAAUUGUCAUUUUCGGAUGGAUUUUUCUCUGCGAGUUGGAUGAGGAGAUUCUGACUCUAAAGCACUGUUAUUAUAAGUUUGAUAGAACAAUUAUCUUGGAGGUUUUAGCCAUGAUUGAUUUUGGUCCGGUUGAUAAGUGAUUGUGUCAAUAAAAUAAAAGCCUCCCCAAUUUUUAGCCGGACAAUGUAUUCGGGAAUUUACUCGCCAGAAAUAAGAAGAUGUGGAUGGCCCUUUUGUUUUCUCUCUUAUUUUCGUUUACUUAUUUUGGAAUAAAGAUGUAUGGAAAUUGAGUGCGAAAUGCUCAGGUAUUGAAUGAAUUGUUUCUCGCACAUUGUAAUUUAUGAUUUUGUCCUAUGCAGGCAGCAAAAUUUAGAGGCAAGCUUGAAUUUAUUAGAUAU